GGGAUUUUUAUGAAAUGGUAGUGUAUUCUUUAAAUUUGAAAUAAGAAUUCGCGAUAAAUCUUAGCGGGAAUCUCCAAUUAGUUAGUGCAGUUUGGAGCACUCUUUGACUGUAAAAUUGGUCGUUUGAAAGCACAGAUGAGCAUCGUUUUGUGUACACCCUGUUUAACAAAUUAUUUGCACUGCCUGCAUUCAGAAACUUUUCUUUGAAGACAUUUAGGAGGACUCCGCAUUUUGUAUUGACAAUGAAUCCCCUUCUGGGCAAUAAUUCUCAGGCAAUGAUGGGAUUUCAGCACCAUUAUGGAAAUAUGAAUGCUGGAAACUACUCGCAAAUGAACGUUCUUCCCAACUCAGCGCAGAGAUCGUCCUUCGCAAUACAUGAAAUUCUUGGACUUAACUCUCCUCCUUGUCGACAAAAUCCGAGUCCAGAUAUUUUGGACAAUUUAGGGAUUUGUUCCUCAAACUCUAUGUACCAUUCGGGAGUGAAUGGCACGGGAAUGAACCCGGUAUACGCCGCAGAACCCCAGCAUCCGAACUACUUCCGGGACGUUCCUCAGUCUCAGAAUAACACUUUUUGUCCUUGGAGAUUUGAUUCCGUCAACCAGACGACUCCAAACUGUCUACCUUCUAUUCCCAGCAAUGUCUCAAGAUGCCAAGAAACCGUCGGUUAUGGACUCAAAGCCCCGUCAGAAGAAACCCCGCUCCGUCCAGAGUGUGCACACCAAGACAAACUAACAGACAACUCGUCCAUCUGCAAGAAACAGAAGAAACGAAGACGACACAGAACAAUAUUCACAAGCUACCAAGUUGAGGAACUGGAAAAGACCUUCAAAGAGGCCCAUUAUCCAGAUUUAUACGCUCGAGAAGUCCUGGCGUUAAAGAUUGACCUUCCGGAGGACAGAAUUCAGGUUUGGUUUCAAAACCGUCGGGCCAAAUGGAGAAAAACUGAGAAAACAUGGGGGAAAAGCAGUAUCAUGGCGGAGUAUGGACUGUAUGGAGCAAUGGUACGACACGCACUUCCGCUUCCGGAGUGUAUUAUACAGAGUGCUGAUAAAGGCAUUGAUAAAUCGUCCGCACCAUGGCUUCUAGGAAUGCACAAGAAAUCUUUGGAGGCAUCGAAGAAAAUGCGUGAAGAAGAAGGAAGCGUGGAGGGAGGAGACUUGAACAAUCGAGUGAAAGAGGAAAUUCGGUCGGAGAGUAUCGCAGCUCUACGAGCUAAGGCUCAGCAACAUAGUGCGAAAUUGUUAGAGAGUAUAGAGAAGGACCCCAAAAGUUACGACGAGUCCAGCAAUAACUCAUUUGACAGCUCCUUUUUCUCAGAUGCCGGUGAUGGUACAUCAGAUAUGUCAAGAAAUUGAAACAGGCAUUUCUAUCAAAUGUGGAUAUGUGUUAGA
Ostrea edulis (European flat oyster) is the source of this 1391-nucleotide messenger RNA. Its product is annotated as visual system homeobox 2-like. Gene Ontology annotation, biological process: regulation of transcription by RNA polymerase II. Gene Ontology annotation, molecular function: sequence-specific double-stranded DNA binding; DNA-binding transcription factor activity, RNA polymerase II-specific. The record is from RefSeq and is a predicted model, not a curated record. The coding region runs from base 243 to 1355 and encodes 370 amino acids. Gene Ontology annotation, cellular component: nucleus. The transcript has 5 exons. NCBI's taxonomy places the organism in Eukaryota, Metazoa, Mollusca, Bivalvia, Ostreida, Ostreidae.